Kwoniella shivajii is the source of this 3204-nucleotide messenger RNA. RefSeq lists its product as uncharacterized. Gene Ontology annotation, biological process: establishment of mitotic spindle orientation; cytoplasmic microtubule organization; nuclear migration involved in conjugation with cellular fusion. Gene Ontology annotation, cellular component: microtubule associated complex; spindle; nucleus. NCBI's taxonomy places the organism in Eukaryota, Fungi, Basidiomycota, Tremellomycetes, Tremellales, Cryptococcaceae. Bases 1 to 3204 code for a protein of 1067 amino acids. The record is from RefSeq and is a predicted model, not a curated record. Gene Ontology annotation, molecular function: microtubule plus-end binding. The transcript is spliced from 8 exons.
AUGGCGUCUCGACUACCUACUCUUUCCACUCCCGGACGAAUGUCCAGUCCUUCCACUGGCAUUCCUACUUCUACAGGCCGACGACCACGAUCAUCUCUAGGACCCGGUCAUGUACCUACAUCUUCAACGUCGGAUGAGGUAAUGGAUAAAGCUUUACAAGAUGUCCUGCGAGUCCGUCCACCAAGUAGCCUUCGUACAGGUGAAGAUCCUUCGUCACCUUCUCUACUGGGUGCUUCGACUAGCUUAGCCGCCCCUCGAACACCCGGUAUUCGUCCGAAAACUCCUGCAGGUCUAGGUUUAGGUGCACCAGUGACACCUUCCGCAUCAAGAAGUGUAUCUAGAGCAGGUCGACCUUCCUUAUCAGCAUCAAGCACCAAUCCUUUCACUCCUCGAAGAACUUCCAUGGCCUCAUCGACAACAUCGACAACGCCUUUUGCCAGAAGAUCAGAAUCAAGACUCUCUAAUGCUCACGACACACCAAAAUGGGUUCCAGCGGUUGGAGAAAGAGUGAGGAUCAACUCAAUGGGAUAUGAAGGAACUCUGAGAUUUUUAGGUCCGACUGAAUUCAAAGAAGGUCUAUGGGCAGGUGUAGAGCUGGAAGGUGGUUUUGCUGGAAAAGGUAAAAAUGACGGAACUGUAGAUGGUACCUCCUAUUUCAUCUGCCCACCGCUGUGUGGGAUAUUUGUGAUCGCUUCUAAACUCUCACCUCCGACUGCGGGCCCAUCGCGACCUGCAUCGGUCGCAUCGUCUCAUCGUUCCCUUGCAUCCUCAUCAGCAUCGUAUUCACUACAUGGUCGAGCAACGCCAUCGGGUCGAGCCACGCCUUCCUUUGAGCGUUCACUGCAAGGAUCAUCUACUACACCCGCAAGAGGUAGCCGAGCUGUGUCGGCUUCUUUUAGACGUGCUCCGAUUGCAGACGAUGAUGAACCACUACCAACACGCACUGCUCUCGGAACUAGUACCAUUGACAACACAAGUAUGGGGGACAAAAUCACAGCUGGAUCAAGAGCGAGUCGGUAUGUUGGAAUGACGGCUAAACAACUUGACUCCGCACGAGCAGGAUCUCUCCAUGCUUCCGUCAAGGGUCUCGGUGCCAGCACCACAACACCUAAACCGUCGAGGAUAUCGAUGGGAGGUAUCACCCCAGCUCGAUCUGGGAGACAAAGUAUAGGAGGAUCUUUGGUCACUCCUAGACCAAACAGAGGUCCUAGAGCGAGUAACAUACAUGACAUGCCACCACCACCGAGUCCAAGCAACAUCAACCGAGUGGUCGCAGCGCGCCAGGCGGAAGCUCUGGAAGAGGAGAUCAGGGAAUUAAAAAAGAGGAAUGCUGAGCUGGAGGAAGAGGUUAGGAAUGUCUCAGAGACAACAAACGAUUCGACACAACUGGAUGAAUUACACCUUCAAAUGUCACAAGCUACAGAAGAGAUCGAUUCUCUUAGAAGUCAAUUGGCGGACGCUAAUGAUGCAUCAAGACUGGCAGAAGAGCUUCAGACUCAGCACGUAACUUCACAAGAAGAGCUGGCUGCCAAAGAACAGGUUCUGAAUGAGUUGAAGAAGGAAAUGAAGUUGAUUUCCGAAAGAAACGAAGCCGAGUUAUCUGCCGGGAUGGAAUCUAAGAAAGAGGAGGUCAGAAAGAUGACAGAGAGGGCUGAGGCUGCUGAAUCUGAAGCGUCAGAAAUGAAAGCUCUGGUAGAUGAGCUGACCAAUGCUGGACAGCAAAUGAUCUCCCUCAAUGAAACCAAACAGUACGAGCUUGAAGAGCGAGUGCGAGAACUGGAGGAUCGAAAUCGACUUCUGGAGGAAAAAUUGCAAAAAGCGAGAGAAGAACAAGAAAAAGCCUUGCUGCCGCCCUCACCUUCCACUCGCCAAAGAGAAGCCGCCACAGCCGCUGAGAUAGACAACGAGACUCUGAAUGCACAGGUGAAACACCAGUUGAACAAGAUAUCUUUGUUGGAGGAAGAAUUGGAAGACCUGCGUGUACAAGCGGAGAGUGAAACUGAAGCUUGGAAAUCGAAGGUCGCCCGGGCUAAAGAUGCCGAGAAAGCAACUCACGAUCAAAUGGGUGGAUUGAGGGAGGACAUCAGAAAGCUCAAUGGACAGUUGCAAGGAGCAAAAUCAAGAGUGAACGAAUUGGAAGGAGCUCUGAAGGAAAACCAAUCAGCUUUGGAAGGUGCAAGGGCCGAGAUCGAAGGUCUCAGAGGCGAAGCAGCUGAGGCUGCAUCGAUGCGUUCUGCACUCCAGACAGCUACAGUGAAUGAAAAAGCUCUUUCAGCGGCUCAAGAGGAACUCGAAGCUCUCAAAAACAAGCUUGCCGCUGCUAGCAGUUUUCAGACACAGCUUCAGACUAGUCAGACUAAGCUCGCCGAGAUGGAGAGCAGAGCCGAAGGUGCUGAACAGAAAGUCAUCGAGGUGGUGGAACGUCUUAAUGAUACUGAAGGUGUAAAAACCGAUCUAGAAGCUAAGAUUGGUAAGCUUGAAGGAGAAAUCACGUCGCUGAGAUCAUCAUCUGUCUCAUCUCUUGACAAUAAUCUUCCACAAGAGCGAAGAUCUCGGCUGUCUACCGGAUCAACCGAAGAUGCUGAUAAGAAGAUCAGAGGAUUCCAGCACAUCAUUCAAGAGCUGUCUGCCGAGAACUCGGAGCUGAAGGAACAAUUGGACAGCUUGAAGGAAGAAGUUGGUCUACUGAGAGAAGAGGUCAAAUUGCUCGAAGACGGAGCUGCGGAUGGAUCUCCAGGUCCCAGGACCGUCGCGGAACAAAAAGAAUUGCAGGAUGCACGUAUAUCUAUUAAAGAGCUCAAUCGAGAAGUAGCUGAGUUAGAAUCGUUGAUUGAAGCCAAAAUCUAUCGCGAAGACGAGCUGGAGACACGAGCAACCUCCCUUGAAAGAGAGAUACAGCGACUACGCGCUGUUUCUUCAUCCACGGGAACCAAGCUGUCGAACGGACCAAGCGAAUCAGCAGUCUCUCACAGCAGAACUUCAAGCACAGCCACCGCUGCUACUCCUGGAUUUGGCUCAGACGAUAGAUGCGAGUUAUGUGAAGGACCUCAUGAUUUGGAUGCUUGUCCUGUAUUUGCCGGGAAUAUGAUGGGAGACGAUCCUUCCCUCGCAAAGAAGAAUGUGAAUCGUGGUAAAUGGUGUGCAGAUUGUGAGAGUAACGAACAUAAUACCGUCGACUGUCCAAUGGCCGAAGAUGUUUUCUAG